GCAAGGAACAAGUUUCUCUGACAUCAUGUUUCUGUUGUGAUUUUUUUAGGUAAACGUUUUCAGUUUGAAAGUCAACGGAGAAAGCUCGUGAACUUCCGGUGGCUAACAUGCUAACACGCUGUUGUAGCGUGUGUUAGCAUCACACCUGGGUCAAAGUCUGGAGGAGCUUGUUUUAGCCCGGACUCAUCUCCCGUGAGCACAUAGUGCUACCGGAAGUCAGCUGCAGACCGAGCCGGAAGUCGUCGGAGCAGCUUCGGCAGACACCAGCUGAGUUGUCGACGGAGGCGAAGUGUCCAGAUGUGCAGACAGAAUCUGAGCUGAACAUGUGGAGGAUCGCCCGCUGUAGUACGGAGCUAACGGAGCUAACAGAGCUAACGGAGCUAACAGAGCUAACAGAGCUAACGGAGCCUGUCAGUAGGAAGUAGACGGACGUGAAGUGACGUCAGACAUGUCUGUGGAACAUCUGGAUGUCAGACGUCACAGAGCAGACGUCCAGCUGCUGCUGGUGUGUAAAGAAGAGGAUCCUCCAGAGCAGCAGGACUGGACCUGCAGUCUGGACCAGCAGGACCCGCCAGAACUGCCACACAUUAAAGAGGAAGAGGAGGAUCUGUGGACCAAUCAGGAGGAGGAUGAUGUCAUCAAGUUCACAUUCACUCCUGUCCCUGUGAAGAGUGAAGAUGAUGAUGGAGAGAAACCCCAGUCCUCACAGCUUCAUCACAGCCCAACUGAAGGGAUCAAAACAGAAGCUGAUGGAGAGGACUGUGGGGGACCAGAACCAGCCAGAACCUCAGAUCCAGAUCGACAUUUACAACCCGACACUGAUGACGCCGCUGAACCCGAGACAGAUGACAGCCAUGAUUGGGAGGAGACCAGGGAACCUCGGUCAGGUUUAAACUCUGACCACAAGGGAGACCAACAUAAAGACGAUGGAACCCAAACCGAAGUGAAACCAUUCAGCUGCUCAGUUUGUGGUAAAAGUUACCGUCGGAAGAAAUUCUUCACAACCCACAUGAGACGUCACUCAGAAGAGAAAUGCUUCAGCUGCUCAUUCUGUGACAAGACUUUCCAGCGGAGAGGAGGGGUUGUGAGGCACAUGAAAAUCCACACAGGGGAGAAACCCUUCAGUUGUUCUGUCUGUGGCAAAGGGUUCGUAAUAUAUUCAAGGUUGACAGCUCACCUAAGAGUCCACACAGGAGAGAAACCUUUCACAUGCUCAGUCUGUGAAACAAGUUUCAGCGACAGAUGCAGCUUAUCCAAACACACGAGAAUUCAUACUGGUGAGAAACCCUGUAGUUGUUCAGUUUGUGGUAAGAGGUUUGCAGAGAAUGGACAUCUGAAAGAACACAUGAGAGUCCACACAGGAGAGAAACCCUACAGCUGCUCUGUGUGUGGGAAAAGAUUUGCACAAGGCUCAGCUUUGACUCGUCACUCCAGAGUUCACACUGGAGAAAAGAAUUACUCGUGCUCAGUUUGUAAAGCAACUUUCAAGCACCAUGGUAAUCUGUCCACACACAUGAGGAAACAUACAGGGGAGAAACCCUACAGCUGCUCAGUCUGCACGAGAAGAUUCGCAGAUCGGGGGAAUCUGAAACGACACUUGAACGUCCAUACGGGGGAGAAACCGUUCAGUUGCAGCGUUUGUGGUAAAACAUUUGCGCUGAAGACAACACUGACACAACACCUGACCGUCCACACCGGGGAGAAACCGUUCAUCUGCUCAGUCUGUGGUAAAGGGUUUGGAGACGGAGGAACUCUGAGACGACACUUGAUUGUCCACACGGGGGUGAAACCGUUCAGUUGCAGCGUUUGUGGAAAAAAAUUUACUCAGCUAGUUAACAUCAAAAAACACAAGUGUGCUGGUGAAAGUGGUGGAGACAAAUGAAGCUGCAGUGCUUGUUGAGUUGAUUUCUUACAGCAGGACUGAAGAACUGAGAAUGAGUCUUAGCUCAACGCAGCUCACUGCAAAAAUCUGACUCUUAGUUCAGGUCAAACCACACAAUCGUUUUGAUUCUGUUUUUGAUCGCAUCUAUGUCAUGUGGUGGUGUUCAUCGACUUAAAACUGGUUUAAACUGUAUAAAUAAAUUCUACAGUGUUCAUCACUAUGUUCUUACAUUAUCUCCUAAUAACACAAUGUAUUUCUACUCUGAUGGACUCUGCUGGUCUUGACUUGAUGUCAGAAUGUGGAUGACAUGAAGAGUUGAUUGUUAAAACAGCUGCAGCAGUCCAUGUAUGAAACGUCACUCAGACAAAUGUUGGAUGAGGUGUCGCUCUCCACAGCUCACUAACACAUCAGAGACUCAAAGUUGUGGCUACAGUUUAUUUGUAGCUUCAUGAUUCACCUGCUCACAGUUCAGCAUGUCAUUGUUUCACUUAUGAUUGGUCCAGGAGGGUUUCAUGUCCGUCGCUGUCUGUCUGACUCUGUAAAUUCCAACAAACAUUUCCAUGGAUAUUCUGCUGUGAGUCGUCUGUAACGCUACAUUCAGACAAAA
Messenger RNA from Acanthopagrus latus (yellowfin seabream), 2489 nucleotides. RefSeq names its product gastrula zinc finger protein XlCGF57.1-like. The transcript is spliced from 3 exons. NCBI's taxonomy places the organism in Eukaryota, Metazoa, Chordata, Actinopteri, Spariformes, Sparidae. Bases 449 to 1882 code for a protein of 477 amino acids. The record is from RefSeq and is a predicted model, not a curated record.